AUGCUCCAUCAACAGUAUGCUUCAAUUAUGCUCGGCACUGUGGUUUCGGGCGGCCUGUGUUGGAAUGCAAUACUAAUCUAUACACUUUACAACACAGCACCGCUUGUGCGACUGCAUUCGCAAGAUUCGGUUCGUCCAUCUGACAUAGCCCAGCACCUGCAGCACACCACACCCAUGCUGAAGAUGGCCUCCGUAGCCGGUUUGCCUGAGCUCGACCUGGAUAACCUGGGUUUGCUGAAUGUGAUGUCCGAGGGCGCUGAAAAAGUUGCACUCACUGCCAUUGAUGAUAUUAUAGAUCUGCCCGUCUGGCUGAGGGGGGAGACACCCGAUGAAAUGGGAGCACUACGUAACUCUACUGCUUGUGUGGUGAUCCUUGUCGGAUCCGAGAAGGAUUCUAGCGACUUUGAUGCAUUCUACUUUUAUUUCUACUCGUACAACCGGGGCCCUAACAUCACCCAGGUAUUAGCACCUAUCAAGGGUCUAAUUGAGGACAGUCUGGAAGGCGGCAUGCAUUUCGGAGACCACGUUGGGGACUGGGAGUAUAAUAUGGUUCGCUUCCGUAAAGGGCGGCCUACUGGACUCCAUUUCAGUCAGCAUUCCGAUGGAGCUACAUAUGACUGGGACGACCCAAGUCUAUCAAAAGAUAACGGACGGCCUUUGGUAUACAGCGCAUACGGCUCUCAUGCAAACUACAUAUCUGCCGGGGAUCACGUCCAUGAUUCUGUGUUACUCGACUACUGUGAUGCAGGUCAAUUAUGGGACCCAGUUUCCUCGGCAUACUUUUAUCAUCUGGAGCCUGUCACUUUUGAGCUAACUCGAAUGUUCUUAUUCGAUCCACCGAAAGAGUCCAAUCUCACGUCGUUUGUCUACUUUUCCGGUCUCUGGGGCGAUCUACAGUAUGAAGAUGAGGAUACUCGCCAAAGCACGGUUCCGUAUUUUGGCUUGAAACGCUACGUCUCUGGUCCAUCAGGUCCAAUUACAAAGCACCUCGUAAGAAGAGGACUUUUCCCUGACCAACGUGAGAGAAAGUCCUGGUUGCAAUGGGGUAUUGGCAUUUUCAUGUCACUAUACCCUUGCUGCCUACGUGGAUGGAAAGCGUGGGCAUCGGGCACAAUGAUCAUUGUGAUAUUGAUCGUAAUAGUGAUCAUGGUUCGGUACGCUGUGAAACAGUCUCAGUUAAAGGGGCGAGGAUACAAAAAGAUCGAAAGUACUGAGGACAUACCACCCAACGACAUUGAGAACAGUGGAUAA
This is a messenger RNA of Pestalotiopsis fici W106-1, 1251 nucleotides long. RefSeq lists its product as uncharacterized. Lineage: Eukaryota; Fungi; Ascomycota; Sordariomycetes; Amphisphaeriales; Sporocadaceae. The transcript is spliced from 4 exons. Bases 1 to 1251 code for a protein of 416 amino acids. The record is from RefSeq and is a predicted model, not a curated record.